AUGGCUGCUAGAGUGUUGCUACAACGGCAAAAGCGCGCCGCGCCGUUGGCAGCGACCGUCGUGAUGGGAUUCGCCCUGGCUCCCCGGACUGUCCAUGCUGAAGCUCCCGAGACCGCCCAGUCUAAGAAGCCGAUUUACGACGAGCCGGCGCCUCUCCCGACCAGCGGAACCCUCCCUCCCCCUCCCCCGACGGAACAGCUCCCUCCGGCCGAGGAGCCAUCCAAGCCCCGAGGACCUACGCCUACCGAACGUCUGGCCGUCCAGAUCGGCAAGGCCCGCUUGGGUCUGUACCAGUACGCCGUCGGCGCUGAGGAUGCCGUCAACCGCACGAUGGACCGCGCCUUCAACCUCGAGCAAUCUUUCACCAGCACGAUCGCAUCCCUGGCACCUCCCCGCGAGAGCGGCGAGAAGCUGAUGCCCGGCGCCAUCUACGUCCUCGUCGCUGCCAUGGCAGGCAGCAUCAUCACCCGCAACCGCAGUGUCAUUCUCCGCGCCACCGCACCCUUGGCCCUUGGUAUCACCGCCGGCUGGACUGUUCUGCCCAUUACCAUGGGCAAUGUUUCCAACCUUGCCUGGAAGUACGAGCAGCGCUUCCCUGUCAUCGCCCAGGGACAUCUCCAGAUUCGCCAGAGCAUCGAGGACAGCUUGAGGGCGGCAAAGAUUCACAGCCAGAUUGGUGUACGAUAUGUCGAUGAGAAAGUCACGGAUGCUCGUGAGACUGUUGAGGACUGGGUGAAGAAGGGCAAAUAA
Molecule: messenger RNA, 750 nt
Organism: Colletotrichum gloeosporioides
Lineage: Eukaryota; Fungi; Ascomycota; Sordariomycetes; Glomerellales; Glomerellaceae
Exons: 3
Coding region: 1-750 (249 amino acids)
Biological process (GO): cristae formation
Cellular component (GO): MICOS complex; mitochondrial crista junction
Source: RefSeq, a predicted model, not a curated record